Arabidopsis arenosa is the source of this 998-nucleotide messenger RNA. The record is from the annotation of a GenBank genome assembly. Lineage: Eukaryota; Viridiplantae; Streptophyta; Magnoliopsida; Brassicales; Brassicaceae.
UCCCCUCCUCUCUUUUUCUUACCAAUUUUCUUCUUUCUUGUGUGUUCACAUACAACAAAAUGGAUAAUCACGCAGCUAAAGACAUUGGUAUGAAGAGAAGUGCUUCAGAGUUGGCUCUACAAGAGUAUCUCACUACAAGCCCUCUAGACCCUUGUUUCGAUCUCAUGAACCGGGAUUACACUUGUGAGUUAAGAGAUAUUCUUUUGUGGUCUGAGGGCUUGAUUCCGGCUGGAACUUUUCGCGAUGCACAGUCCUCAAUCUGCGAGAAUCUGUCAGCUGAUAGUCCAGUGUCAGCCAAUAAACCUGAGGUAAGAGAGGGAGUUAGGAGAACCGUAAGUGGAUCUUCUCAUGUUAACUCUGAUGAAGAAGAUGCAGAGACAGAAGCUGGCCAAUCUGAAAUGACUAAUGAUCCCAAUGAUCUAAAACGUAUUAGAAGGAUGAAUUCAAACAGAGAAUCAGCAAAGCGGUCGAGGAGAAGGAAGCAAGAGUACUUGGUAGAUCUUGAGACUCAGGUUGAUUCUUUGAAAGGCGAUAACUCAACACUGUACAAGCAGCUCAUAGACGCAACACAACAGUUCCGUAGCGCUGGAACAAAUAACAGAGUUCUCAAAUCAGAUGUUGAAACUCUGAGAGUCAAGGUGAAACUAGCAGAAGAUUUGGUAGCUAGAGGGUCCCUCACUAGCAGCUUGAACCAACUUCUACAAACUCAUCUAAGUCCACCAUCACACUCCAUCAACAGUCUGCACUACACAGGAAAUACCUCACCCGCCAUUACAGUCCACAGUGACCAAUCUUUUUUCCCUGGAAUGACACUUUCUGGGCAGAACUCAAGCUCUGGACUUGGUAAUGUAUCCAGUGAAGCUGUUAGCUGCGUCUCAGACAUCUGGCCAUGAUUCUCUUUCUUCAGAACAUGUAAUGAUCACUCAGCGAAUUUCCUGUAUGUGUUUCUAGUGAAAGCCGUCAUGUUCGUUCAAGUUCAAUAAACUCUAGUUAUGUUA